UUGAAGCAGCAGUUUGACUCUCGCCACAUCAAAGCCAUGAAGCUCUCGAGCCAGACGACCUCGCCUUCAGCCACGCAUCACCGGGGCAAUGUUCGUCGACGGAUUACCAGCAUCAUCAGCGUCGUCGUUAUCAACGUGCUUGUGGUUGUUUUGACAAUCGUGCCCAUUGUAACGGCCCAGCUACCGCUCAGUCUACAGAAUCUCGUGGUCGAAAACGUGGCCAUCGCAGAGUGCUCGACGCGACCCCCGCUCCCCAAUAGCGUCGGCGUCCAUCGUCCCGUCUGCCAAUUCGCCCCACCGGACACUACGGUUUGCUUCCGUGGUAUCGAUAUGAAGCGGAUAGAGGCCAUAGGGAGGGCGAACCAAACUCGUCAGCUGAUACUGUGCGAUUGGCCCGUGCGCAGCUUCGACCCAACGGUGCUGACCAAGCUGGAACGGACGCGGUUGGAACGGUUCGCAUUGACCGGCCGCUCAUUGCAACGAUUGGCGCACAACUUUCCCUCGCUCGCGUAUCUCCGGAUGGUCAACAUAACCGGAACGCGCCUGAAUCAAACGGAUGCGAAUGCAUUCUACGACCUGGAGCAGUUGCAGGUCCUGAACCUGCGGGGCAACGAGCUGGAGCAGAUUGAACAGUAUCGCUUCCGUAGCGGCCACGUUGAUAUCUAUCUUCAAGGCAAUCUGUGGAACUGCACCAACGACAUGAUCUGGCUGCUGCGGGAGCAUUCCCAGCAAUACGUCGACGGUCCCAGCUGGGUGUGCAAGGACUGGAAGUACACCGGACGGCCGGUGCUGACGGCCAUGGAAUAUAAGCGUGUCGUACAGGAAAGCUGCAUGCAUGAGGAGAUCUGGAACUGUAGCUGCCACGUGUCCUUUCUGCGGCUAAGCGACAACGGGAUGUCCUUUCACCCGAUGAUCAUGGUGAACUGUAGCGAUCGGGGAUUCUACCAACUGCCGCAGUAUCUACCGGGGAAUACGACCGUUUUGCACAUUUCCGGCAACAAGCUCGAUUCGGUGGACAGUCUGACGACCAACGAGCACUACCAAAGUGUGCAGGACAUCUUCCUGGACCACAACCGGAUUACUUCGAUCGACAUUCUGGAGGAUACGGUUUGGUUGGACCAUUUCCGGAUCCUCAGCCUGCGGGGAAACAAACUCAACCGGAUACGCGUCUAUACUGUCGAGCACGCGAUAGAACGUAAUCCGAGUGUGGGAAAGUUGUAUCUCUCGAACAACCCGUGGCGCUGCGGGUGCCGCUUUGCGAUACGCUUUCAACGGUUUCUGCGCAAACACGAAUCGCUGGUCGCGGACACACGCAACAUUACGUGCUACUUCAUCCAUGAUGAGGACGGCAGCAAGCAGUACCUUCCAGUGUUGACCCUCACACCGAACGACAUUUGCCGGGAGUCGGAGCACAACACGGCCGCAUUCUACAACUCCCUCAGUAUCGUGUUCGCCUCACUGAUCGUACUGAUCUUUGCCAAGCUGGCGUACGAUUACUAUCGCUACCGGAAGUACGGCAAGUUACCGUGGUUGAUUAUGAAAAUGCCCUAAUCCACUCCAGUUGCGUUUAGGGCCAACGUACUUAAAGCCACCCCUCGUCCUGUAUACGGACAUCAUCUCAGUUUGAAAUGUGAUAGUUACGCUAGAAUCUAACUCGAAACCAACGAAGGAAGACAAAUGAAACAUUAGCUGAUAAAUUAACCACAUUACAAUCUAAACUAUAAUUUGUUACUUAAUUUAGGAUAUUUUCUUCAAUAAAACGUUCGUUUAUUGUUUGAUUUUUGCGAACGAGGAC
Messenger RNA from Anopheles cruzii, 1795 nucleotides. RefSeq names its product protein singed wings 2 (gene swi2). NCBI's taxonomy places the organism in Eukaryota, Metazoa, Arthropoda, Insecta, Diptera, Culicidae. Bases 37 to 1551 code for a protein of 504 amino acids. Gene Ontology annotation, molecular function: protein binding. The record is from RefSeq and is a predicted model, not a curated record. The transcript has 4 exons.